GGUGAUAAUAUAUUAAUAUUGAUACUGUCGACACUCGAUAGAUACAUUACAUAUGUACACGAUCUAUUAAUAAUAUACCACCACGAUAGGAAAAGCCAAAUCAUGUCUAACAAACAUAUAAACACAAUACCAAAAGUAUAAUUAACUCCAUAUUAAAAACAUCUUUCUAUUCACUUAACACAUUUGGAUAUAUACCCUUCCAUCUUUAAACAUCUCUCAGGAUCCUAUCUUUAGGGUUUCAACAUUUUCUUCAGAAAUAUCUCUCGAAUAUAUAAGUAACAUAUACCAAGUAUGGAGUGUGAGAGAUCAUCGUCGCCCACUUCAUCAGAAACCGGAGCCGUUCUUCACCAUCGUUCUUCUUCGUCGGUCUCCACCGUGACGAGACGAAUGUAUGAGUGCACUUUCUGCAAAAGAGGUUUCACGAACGCACAAGCUUUAGGUGGUCACAUGAACAUCCAUCGACGUGACCGUCUCAACAAGGCGGCCAAGCUGCAAAACGACGAUGAUUCAGCACUCUCCGGUUCUCGAAGAUGUUUCCACGUGGCAUCUUCCGAUCGUGGAGGCUAUGAGCAAGUAGACUCCGUCGUCUUGAGGACGACCACAAACUUGAGCUUACGAGUUGGAUCGAUGGUUACAAGGAGAGAAAACGUCGUCGUUGAAGGAGAUGAAAUCGAUUUGGAGCUACGUCUUGGCUUAUGAGUUAUAUAUGAGAUCAUCAACCACUACAUCUAUAUUUGUAUAAUACGUUUUUUGGGUGUUUAUUGUAUGUUUCUUGAGGGUUGAUAUGUGUAUUGUAAUAUAGGGCCGCAUAUGAGGAGUUUAUUAUAUGUUAAUGUAAUGUAUGUUUAGGUGGA
This is a messenger RNA of Brassica napus (rape), 854 nucleotides long. Its product is annotated as zinc finger protein STAMENLESS 1. Bases 292 to 699 code for a protein of 135 amino acids. The transcript has a single exon. The record is from RefSeq and is a predicted model, not a curated record. NCBI's taxonomy places the organism in Eukaryota, Viridiplantae, Streptophyta, Magnoliopsida, Brassicales, Brassicaceae.